Fonsecaea pedrosoi CBS 271.37 is the source of this 750-nucleotide messenger RNA. RefSeq lists its product as uncharacterized. The transcript has 2 exons. Lineage: Eukaryota; Fungi; Ascomycota; Eurotiomycetes; Chaetothyriales; Herpotrichiellaceae. The coding region runs from base 1 to 750 and encodes 249 amino acids. The record is from RefSeq and is a predicted model, not a curated record. Gene Ontology annotation, molecular function: zinc ion binding; carbonate dehydratase activity.
AUGAAAAUUACCAAUCCCAUCCUCAUCUCGGACGAAGACAAGUCCGAGUCGACACUGGCAGGGAACCAAAAGACUGGAAUUAUGCACUGUCUGCAGACUGGGCGACCAUCAAACCCGUCUGGUACCCAUCAAUCGCCUAUCAACAUUGCCCUAACGGAACUAUCCCAAUUUCACAAACCCAACUUCGAAGGGUACACAAACACCGCUAUUCCGGGCAACUUCUUCAACUGGGAGUUUGCACCAGCCUGGACACCUCAUCAUCCAGAGGAAGAGGUCACCGGCCUCCCCAGCUUGAAGUUUGACGAUCAAGAGGUCUUCAUGAUUGGAUGGCACAUUCACGCCCCAUCGGAGCACCUCAUUGGCGGCAAGCGAAGCCGCGCAGAGAUUCAUCUCGUUCAUGUCACCGAGGACGACCACGAAGCCGCCGUCGUUGGCAUUCGGGUGGGAGUGGGUCACACGGAAUCUGCAUUCAUCAAGCAGCUGGGCCCAAUGAUCCAUUUCAACGACACAGCGCAACUCGAAGGCUUGCCCGUCAAUAUGCGUCUCGCUAUCGAUGAGGUCGGAGGUGUCGAGGAGUUUUGGACCUACAAGGGCAGCUUAACCACCCCACCUUGUAGCGAGGGUUUGCGAUGGUUCAUCCCUAAGCAGGAGCUGCUUGUCAGUGAGCAGCAGAUGGUCGAGAUCCUUGCUGCCAGUCGGUUCUCCCACCGAGUCGAGCAACAGGUCUGGCUUCACGAUGUUAACCUGUAA